CCUCCCACAUCCUUGCACUCCCACGAUCUACUUAUAGUACUCUGCAUUGUGACGCCUAGACGCAUGUCUGCUGUCGUUCUUGUAUGAGAUGUCUUGACUCGCGGACUCGUCCCCAUCAACCACUCUCCAAACCCAUCAUGUCUCUACGACCCGUGCACGACACUCUAGCUCCCCACAUCAACCACCACUGGCUCAUCCGUGAUUUCCCGAGAGACCCUGAAUUCGGUUCAUCUCAUUGGGGCUUGAAACCUUCCUUCGUGCUGUCAGUGUCAAUGGCUUUGGGGACUUUGACCUGGCGACACGGAUGCCAUUGCUCCAGAGCUAGAAUCGACCGAAUCUCCGCCUGAAUCUUGAAUCUUCAUGACUCUUGAAGGUGCACCUUGCACCAAUCGCAUCUGAUUAUUUACUAAAGUACAUUCCGUGUAAUUACCGGCUCACAGUGAAUGGCUGGCUGAUCUUCAUGCUUCG
Messenger RNA from Aureobasidium subglaciale EXF-2481, 468 nucleotides. RefSeq lists its product as uncharacterized. The coding region runs from base 84 to 347 and encodes 87 amino acids. The transcript has a single exon. The record is from RefSeq and is a predicted model, not a curated record. NCBI's taxonomy places the organism in Eukaryota, Fungi, Ascomycota, Dothideomycetes, Dothideales, Saccotheciaceae.